CAUAACAUUAACAAGGAGGCUUUACAUCCAUGUUACAAGCAGCGCACUAUGACUAGGCCUAGGGCCUAGCCCUAUUAAUAUAGGCUACACUGCAUCACUGUGUGGACGAUCAAACUCAUGGAUUGUAGUAGGCCUGGAGGGACUAUAUGUGAGAAAUUCAACGGGUGUAGGCCUACUGUAUUAGUGAGGUAGCAGUGGUACAUACGGAGGCGAUGGCCAGUUCUCAAAUGGACCCCAGGGUGGCGGAGGUUUUGUCGGCUCUCCAGGAUUUGGGCAGUCGCCAGCAGGACAGGGAACAACUAUGAAGAGAGCAAGAGCCACCAAGGUAACCCCUUCAACUAUUGCUGACAUUCUUUCUUGCACAGCAGAUGGAAACAGUUUUACUGUAAUGGGUGGACAAGUGGAACUAAACCAGGUCUCCAUCAUAGGUAUUGUGAAGAGUGUGAAAGAUGGUCCAUCAAGGAUCGACUAUGAAAUCGAUGACUUGACAGGAGGAAUCCUUGAAGUCAAACAGUUUGUUGACAAUGAGGAUACUCCAGAACACCUGAGAAUCAAACCCCAGCGAGAAAAUGCCUACGUCAAAAUAUUCGGCCAUAUGCGAAGGUUCCAAGACAAGCAGACCGUCGUUGCAUUCAAGACAGCACCACUGAGCAAUUUGAACGAACUCACAACACAUAUAUUGGAGACCAUUCACACCAGACUUGUGCUCAGCAAUGGGAAGAAUGUGACUCAGGGGACAGCUACAAGUGGCAAAGUGAAUACCAUUCCUAUUGGCAACGCUGAUGAAAAUAGGUUUGAUGGAUCAGAUGGAUUGAAUGGCCUUACACCUAUACAACAACAGGUUCAACUGAAGAUCGCUAGCACCAUUAGUGACCAGGGAAUCAGUGUCCAAACAAUCUGUGAACAGUUGCGAGGAGUAACAGAAGCGCAAAUCAGGAAAGCAAUCGACUUCCUGAGCAGUGAAGGCCACAUCUAUUCAACUGUGGAUGACGAUCACUAUAAAACAACAGAUAGUUGAGGAGUGACCAAACUUUGGAAUACGACACAUGGCUAUGGACACUCAGGACUAUAUAAAGUUACAAAGAAAUGUUAGAAACAUUAUUGAAAGUGCUCGACAUUUGUGAACAAUUCAAAAUAUAUUAUGUGCUUACCAAAAAUCCUCUAUUUACAUAUUAUGUGGACAUCACAUAAGUGAGAGGUGUCUUGAAAGCUUACUUUAUAGAAAUAUUUCGAGACUGUGCGAGUUUUGGGACUAUUUUGCAGUCAUGACCGAGCCAAUUACAGUUGCAAUGGUCUUCUGUCGACUUUGGUAUCUUAUCCUAUCCGACAAAUAGAAUUGGUACUGAAUGGAUCAACAUGGCUCAAUAGCUCAUGCAUUGAUAAUAAACUAAAACUGCAUAUUGUUAAA
This is a messenger RNA of Lineus longissimus, 1408 nucleotides long. RefSeq names its product replication protein A 32 kDa subunit-like. The record is from RefSeq and is a predicted model, not a curated record. Gene Ontology annotation, molecular function: single-stranded DNA binding. Gene Ontology annotation, biological process: nucleotide-excision repair; double-strand break repair via homologous recombination; DNA replication. The transcript is spliced from 8 exons. The coding region runs from base 302 to 1018 and encodes 238 amino acids. Gene Ontology annotation, cellular component: nucleus; DNA replication factor A complex; site of double-strand break. NCBI's taxonomy places the organism in Eukaryota, Metazoa, Nemertea, Pilidiophora, Heteronemertea, Lineidae.